AUGGAUUACGCCAUGGAGGAUCACCGCCGUCCCCGCCGGUCCCUUCAGCUCGACCAACUCGAGCGCCCCUCCGACAGCGGCGACGAGGUUUGCUCGGGACAGAGCCUCGCUACGAAGACUACUAUUCAGAGUACUCUUGGUGCUGCUACUGCUACUGCUACGACCGGUCUUCAACGGCCGCAAACGGCGGCUGGCAUCAUGAAAGACCCUUUUCCGCCAGGAGCGGCGUAUUUCCCGGCGAGGGACCGCGGCGCCGCGGAUUACAUGAACGUCGACGAACCUGCGCGCUUCGGGGCGACCUCCCCCUGGAAUUUUGGCGCCGCUGCUCCCGCCGCUGCUCCCGCCGCUGCGAGAGCGGACACGAAGGCGUUUGCGCCGCCGGUGCCGCCGGCGGCCAGCCGGCGGGUCCGCGCGAACAGCGCGACGCUUCCGGGGGCGUUCGGAGGGGAGCAGGGCGCGGCGGAGUGGGUGGAUUGGUCGAACGUGGAUUGCGCGUUCCGGCCCGACGGGCUCAUGCAGGCGCGCGCCGCCAUGAUCGAGCAGUGCCGGCAGAACUCGCGGCGCGCGGCGAUGGGCGCAUCGGCGCGCGCGGGGAGGCGCGAGGCUGGGAUUGCGCUUGGUGGCGCGCGGGGGAAAGGGGAGGGGCGGCACCCCCUGCUGGCGGGAGUGAGUGGUGAGGAGCAGGAGACAGCCCGCCGAGUGCUGGAGCUGGCCGAUCGUUCCCUCGCCUCCUACUCAGUGCUGCACUCCGCCUUCCUCUCUCCUGCUUCUCAAGCUGCCAUCAUGCCCAUCCUCUCCAACAUGGCUGACGUCACUGCUAUUCUCUCUGGCGGUUACUUCCAGGCAGAGCGGUGCAGAAUAUCAGUGGGACCUCCAGAGCUGAUGGCAGCAGAGGGAGUGGGUGCAGAUGUUGGUGCUGCUGCUGCUGAUGGGACAAUUGAUGAGAUACCAUCACUUGCAGCCGGAUACCCAGGCGCUGUUGCAGCAGUGAGGGUAUCAGGCGCGUUCAAGCAAACAUCAGUGUCACAUGGUGACUUUCUGGGAGCAGUGCUGGGGACAGGGAUAACAAGAGACAAAGUUGGUGACGUAAUUCUUUUGGAGGGUGAGGGAGCACAGGUCAUAAUCUCUCCAGACCUGCAAGACUUCCUGCUCUCAGCACUCACUGCCGUUCACCGCGUGCCAGUGACCGUGCAACCCAUUGCACUCUCCGACCUCAGUGUGUCACCCCCCAGAAUCGACACGCUUCGCACGGUGGAAGCUUCCUUGCGUCUUGAUGCCGUCGCCAGUGCUGCAUUCCGCCUCUCGCGCUCCAAGUUCACCGAACUGAUAGCCAAAGGGGACGUGCGAGUGAACUGGAGAGAGGCGGCUAAGUCAGGAGUAGUGCUCAAGACUGGUGAUGUGGUGUCAGUGCGAGGGAAAGGGAGAUGCAAGAUUGGAGAGGUUACAACCACCAAAAAAGGACGUGGCACUAUCGCCAUGGCGGAACCCUCGCCCGCACUGCCGAGCCAAACGGCCAUGGUGCUUGACGAGGGGAGCCAACCAGUCGAUCUAGUCAAGCACCCCUCGGGGAUCGUGCCUGUACUACAAAACAUAGUUUCUACAGUCAACAUGGACUGUCGGCUGGAUUUGAAAGAGAUUGCACUCCGAGCCCGAAACGCCGAGUACAACCCUAAGCGUUUCGCAGCUGUCAUCAUUCGGAUACGCGAACCCAAGACAACAGCUCUCGUGUUCGCCUCUGGGAAAAUGGUGUGCACAGGCGCGAAGAGUGAAGAGCAAUCGCGGCUAGCUGCACGCAAGUAUGCUCGCAUUAUUCAAAAGCUUGGCAACGACCAAGUAAAGUUCAAAGAUUUCAAGAUUCAAAAUAUUGUCGGCUCCUGUGAUGUUCGCUUUCCAAUCCGGUUAGAAGGUCUUCAAAUCGCCCAUCAACAAUUUUGCAGCUACGAGCCAGAGCUUUUUCCUGGCUUGAUAUACCGCAUGAAGCAACCCAAGAUUGUGCUCCUCAUUUUCGUGUCAGGGAAGAUCGUUCUUACUGGUGCCAAGGUGCGAGAUGAGAUCUACCAGGCGUUUGAGAACAUCUAUCCAGUGCUCAACUUAUACAGGAAAAUACAAGCAGAGCCACUGCCACCUCCUGCCGAGUCAUGA
This is a messenger RNA of Closterium sp. Yama58-4, 2142 nucleotides long. Lineage: Eukaryota; Viridiplantae; Streptophyta; Zygnematophyceae; Desmidiales; Closteriaceae. The record is from the annotation of a GenBank genome assembly.